Molecule: messenger RNA, 1338 nt
Organism: Corylus avellana
Lineage: Eukaryota; Viridiplantae; Streptophyta; Magnoliopsida; Fagales; Betulaceae
Gene: BKI1
Product: BRI1 kinase inhibitor 1
Cellular component (GO): plasma membrane
Molecular function (GO): kinase inhibitor activity
Source: RefSeq, a predicted model, not a curated record
CACACCCUUUCUCUAUACGAACAACAAUAAUGCACUAUUAUGAUAAGUGAAUUAUGUAUAUACAUUUUUUUUACACAAAAGACAUUCUAAGCCUAGCUGCAGAUUGACAAGACUCUCUCUCUCUCUCUCUCUCUCUCUCUCUCUCCACUGCUUCCUGAUCCCCUUAUCCCUCCCCAGAGGUUUGGUCAUAUCCAUAGAAGUGAAAACUAAAAAGUGAGAGAAACCCAGAUACUGUUUCCAGAUCUUUGAGUUAUGGACAGCCGUCAGCACCAAAAGAUCAGAGAGAAAGUAGUAGACAAGCAGCAUGAAGAUAGGAAGUCAAAAAAAGAAGGAAAAGAAGGCCUAACAGCAGCAGCAAUAUCAAAGCAACAGUCACCAACAUCCCCUGCUAGUGCUACCUCGCCACCUUCAGCAUCCUCCUCUCCAUCUCACGAAUUCUCUUUCACAAUCUCCCUCCACUCAUCCUCCUCAACAGUCCCUGAUAAAACCAAUAAUGCUCCACCUUCAUUUGCAGUUGAUUUGGCUCCUGCAGAUGACAUUUUCUUCCACGGCCACUUGCUUCCUCUCCACCUCCUCUCCCACCUCCCUGUAUCUCCUCGCUCCUCUACCAAUUCCUUGGACAGCUUCACCCUCCCAGCCAGAGACUUUUUAGAUGACCAAAAUCUCAGUAAAGAUAGCAGCAACUACAGCACCAGCAAUAGGACGACCAACAAGAGCGAGGACCUCCAAAGCAGCAAUACCGAGACAAAGGGAAGAAUCAAGUCCAAGUCUUUCUCACUAUUUGGCUUGACAAGAUGGCGAAAAGGGUGUGAAGUAAGAGAGAAGGAAGAUAAGGAGAAGAAGAGGAAGCUGAGGUUCGAUGUGAGUCAUGUUCUGAAGAGGUACGUGAGACUGGUCCGGCCGCUAUUUAUUUUCAGAAGGAGAGGAGAGAAUAUCCAAUUACGUCGCCAGCCUUAUUCGUUUUCAGGUAAUUUAAGAAUGAAAAACAAGCAAUGGUUGAGAGGAAGAAGAGGAGAGUUUUCAGCACCAGCUUCAAUGAGAACUUCUCCAACAAAUAGUGGCCUUCUUGUAGCAACUGCCACUCUUCCUUCUUCUACCAGUGACAGCACAAUGGAAGAGUUGCAGGCUGCAAUUCAAGCAGCAAUUGCUCAUUGCAAGAAUUCAAUUGCAAAGGAAGAAAAAAUCAUAUGCUAUGAUUAGAUUGAUCGAUAUCAGUUAUAAUUAAUAGCAGUACAUUUCUCUUCUCUCUGUAUAAAAAUGGUACAUAAAAAAAAAGUAUAUAUGAGAUGAGUUUGAAAAGGAAGAACAGUUCAAAUUAAGGAUUGUUACAUUCUAGAA